AUGAUCAGUCGACUAAUACACAGUAAACACUACCUCACUCUUUUUAGACAAAACUCAAGUAUAGCAAUACCUCUACUAUACAGCCUCGAACUCCGAUGUCGAUCUUGUGGAAUCAAAGUACAGGACAAAAACAAAGACGAACCAGGCUACUAUAUAAAGCCAGUGAAACUCUUAAAUGACUCCAAAACUUUUAGUGAACAAACACAGAAACUGGGUCUAGUUGUAGCAGCAGAUGCUCCAAAUAUUCUGCAAAAUCCCAUCAAAAAGCGACCUCUGGAUGAAGCUUAUGACAAACUCAUAUCCAAGAUGUCGCAAUCGGAUAAAGAUCUCCUCAUCAAUGACUUUACUCUGUUUGGUCAACCCAAAUAUAAAGACUCGAAAGAAUUGGAAACAAUACCCAAAAACGAUAAAGGAGAAACAGUUAAGGAAGUAGUGAACAAGAUCUACACUGUAAAGCCAGACGAAACAAGUGUCGAGUGCAUGAGAUGCCGAAAUAUCCAAUACCAAUCUUCCUACAAGAUGACUGAUGAAAACUUUCCCAUUUCGGAAAUGGAACAAGUAUUGCAAAAUCUCCCUAGAGCAUCAACAGCACCUUUGGUUUACCUAUUCAAUGCAAACGACUUCCCCAUGGGUAUCAACCCCAACAUCUUCAAAUUCCGCAACCCUAAGGACAUAUACUUCAUCAUGACAAAGACCGAUAACUUGGUGGCGGACAUAAAAAACAAAUUCAAUAAAUCAGCCAUCCUGCAUGAAUAUACAAAGAAUUUUGUAAGUGACUAUUUGGGCAUCAAAUACGGGGUUCCCAAACAAAAUAUCUUUUUAUCUUCGAGCUUAAAAGGGUGGAAAUUGGAUGAGUUGCACAGAUUUAUUCCCGAUGGAAGCUAUAUAAUUGGCAACACAAACUGCGGGAAAUCCACCAUGAUCAAGAGCUUAAUGUUGAAUGAAGAAUUGCAAAAUAAAAAGGAACAAGUGAGACACGUGCCCUUCAAUACUGUGUCCAAGAUCAAGGACAAGUUUAAGCAACAAUUUUAUCAAAAAGUUGGACCUGGUGUUUCGUACCUCCCUGGCUUCACCAGAGAUAUUAUUCCAUUGAAUAUAGGGUUGAAAACCGUCUACGAUGUUCCAGGCUUCAGCUCGUCGCCAAAAAUACACUACUUGUACGAGUCUAUAAAGGAACCUAAAAUCAUACAUCGAUUAAUCAAGGGAGAAAAGACAUUUGCCAAGGGUUAUAAUGGAGCGCAGUACAAAUCAUUUAAAGGACCGCAAGUCUUGUGUUUUGAAGGGUUGGGGUACUUGCAAUUGCCCAAAGAUUGCUUGUUCCAAAUCCGUAACGUUACUAAUUUCAAGAUUCACGCAUUCUCCAAUAUUGACAAGGCUGCAAAAUUGGCUCAAAACAUCCCGCCAUCAUUGGCCAAUGAUUUUGCUAUUGGAAAUCAUUCAUUGUUUUCGCAAUUUGACAAGUAUCUUGUUCCACCAUUUUAUGGAAGUAUAGAACUUGUGUUUGAGAACUUUGGCUAUAUUCAUAUCAAGCCCAUUGGUGCAAAACAAAGUAAUGAGUUGAUGAAGCUUUAUUUGUAUCCUGGCUUGCAAAGCAUAAUUCGCCAGCCCAUCAUCAAUUAUAUUACAAAGACUCCAACUGGGUUUGACAAAUAUGGUAAUGCGUUGAUGAAGUAUGACCCUGUAUACAAGAGUGAGUUUGCAUUAAAGAGGUUCAGGGGUGGCGAAGAGUACCAGCCUCUAUUUUCGCGAUUGAUUCCGUGUGUUGAGGAUAUUGAAAAAUUUGUUGGUGGUGGUGGUGGUGGUGCAGUUGCUGCUGCUGGUGCUGCUGCUGGUGCUGCUGAAACAAACAUUGUCGAUGGAAAUGAUGCACAAGGGUUGGCCCAGAGUUUAAGGAGUCAAGAGUACCUUCAGUUGAACCAGUUUUUAAAGAGACGUGCAAAGUAUGAUGAGUCAUAUUACAUGGAUGCAAGUAAUAAAUAUGAUUUUUGGGUUGAAUAA
Messenger RNA from Lodderomyces elongisporus, 1998 nucleotides. RefSeq lists its product as uncharacterized. The coding region runs from base 1 to 1998 and encodes 665 amino acids. The record is from RefSeq and is a predicted model, not a curated record. The transcript has a single exon. Gene Ontology annotation, molecular function: GTP binding. Gene Ontology annotation, cellular component: mitochondrion. NCBI's taxonomy places the organism in Eukaryota, Fungi, Ascomycota, Pichiomycetes, Serinales, Debaryomycetaceae.